Molecule: messenger RNA, 738 nt
Organism: Propithecus coquereli (Coquerel's sifaka)
Lineage: Eukaryota; Metazoa; Chordata; Mammalia; Primates; Indriidae
Gene: TMEM126A
Product: transmembrane protein 126A
Exons: 5
Coding region: 99-695 (198 amino acids)
Biological process (GO): mitochondrial respiratory chain complex I assembly
Cellular component (GO): mitochondrion
Source: RefSeq, a predicted model, not a curated record
CCAGUCAAGUUGGACAAAGGUUGCAGUGAUCCCCGGCGUGGCUGAGGAAAAUCGGAGGCGGCAGCAGCUCCUGGGAGAAGGAGAGCAUAAGGCUCAAGAUGGAAAAUCAUAAACCGGAUGAUACUGGCAAGGAAAACCCAACACUUGUCAGUAUCAUAGUCAGAAAAAUUAACCAGCUUCCAGAAUCAGAAAGGAAUUUACUUGAACAUGGAUCAACAUAUAUUGGACUUAAUGCUGCUCUCUGUGGCCUAAUAGCAAACAGUCUUUUUCGACGCAUCUUGAAUGUGACACAGGCUCGUAUCGCUGCUGGCUUACCAAUGGCAGUGAUCCCAUUUUUCUCAGCACAGGUAGCUUACACAAGUUUUGUAAGUUUACCUUUAACCACAGGUGAUUUGAACUGUGAAACCUGUACAGUAACUCGGGCUGGACUCAUUGGUCUUGUUUUCGGUGGUCUGUAUCCUGUUUUCUUGGCUAUCCCUGUGAAUGGUGGCCUAGCAGCCAGGUAUCAAUCAGCUCUGCUACCAGAGAAAGGAAACAUCUUAACUUACUGGAUUAGAAUUUCUAAGCCUGUCUUUAGAAAGAUGUUAUUUCCCAUUUUGCUCCAGACUGUGUUUGCAGCAUACCUUGGAUCUAGACAAUAUAAACUCCUUAUAAAGGCCCUUCAAUUACCUGAACCUGGCCUAAAAAUUCACUGAUUUUAAGCAAAUAUGUAUUCACAAAAAAAUAAAAUGGUAAAAA